Tetrahymena thermophila SB210 is the source of this 786-nucleotide messenger RNA. RefSeq names its product kinase domain protein, putative. The record is from RefSeq and is a predicted model, not a curated record. The transcript has a single exon. Lineage: Eukaryota; Ciliophora; Oligohymenophorea; Hymenostomatida; Tetrahymenidae.
AUGGAUAAAACACAAGAUUCAGGAGUUUUAGAAAUAGAGUAUUAAAAAUACCUUUUCUAAAUUACAAUUAUAAAUGAGAAAGAGAUAGGAUUACAAGUUGUAGAUAAAGAAGCCCUCCUUAUUUAUUAAGUAGAGAGACAUUAAUUUGGAAAUAUGAUCAGUCCAUCCACAUUGAUAGCAAUACUUAAUAAAAAAAAUGAAGAAAGCUUAUCAAUAAUUAUUGAAAACUUUUAAAACACUGAAAAAAAACUAUGCUUAAAGCUAAUCAUCAAGGUUUAAUACAACUUCCUUCCAUUAAUUUAAGAAACAAUAGUCUUGAAUUAGAAAAAUGAUAUGGAUAAAUUUGGAAUGCUUCAAAUCUAAUAGAAAUUAAUAAAUCAUAAAAUUUAUCAUCUUAAAGAGGAAUUUGACAAAAAAAAUAGGACAAAUUCUGGAGAAAAGUAUGUGCAAUUUGUCAAGACAGGAAACUAUUAUGACUAUCAACACUAGUUAGCUAAACUUGAAAUUCUAAAAGAAGGUAAAUAUGAAAUAAAUCUUUCACUUUACUACACUUAAUAAAGUGGUUAUAUUUGUCUGCAUCUAACAAGUUAAUAUUCAUUAGAUAAUCUGUUAAGUAUUCCUGAAUAAAUGAUUUAUGAUUAAAACUUAGAAUAAUAAUACCGUCCUCUAAUAAUAAGAACGAUUAAAGAUUUUUAAGCAGGUACUCUUUUAACUCUAUAUUCAGCAAAUUGUGAUUGUUAUCCUUGGUCAAUGAAGAACUUAAUACUUUCUGCUACUGCUAUCUGA